Messenger RNA from Microthlaspi erraticum, 1455 nucleotides. The record is from the annotation of a GenBank genome assembly. Lineage: Eukaryota; Viridiplantae; Streptophyta; Magnoliopsida; Brassicales; Brassicaceae.
AUGAAAAACGCAAAGCUGUUUUACCACUUUGUCAUAACCAACUUCUUAAAGCUCUUGUGUGUCCCAUUAAUGGCCCUUAUGGCCGUCAAGGCCCCAAAUAUAAACCGCAUCAGCCUCCAUUUGCAGAACAACCUUGUGACCACAUCUUUAAUCUCUAUGGUUCUCCUUUACGGGUUAGUCCUCUACUUCUUAACCAGACGUAAACCCGUUUACCUCGUCGACUUCUCUUGCUACCUUCCACCACCGAAUCUCAAGAUUAGCAUCGACGGGCUUAUGGAUAAGUUUAGGAAGAUACAACAAACAAAUGCGUCUUGGAGUAGCGUCUGUGAUGAUUCGUCUUCAGUUGAUUUCUUGCACAAGAUUCUCAAUCGUUCGGGUCUUGGCGAGGAAACUUACAUCCCGGAGGCUUUACACACCCUUCCACAGAGGCAAAACUUGAAGGGGGCGCGAGAGGAAACAGAGCAAGUGAUCUUCGGAGCCAUUGACAAUCUUUUCAAGAACGUUAAAGUCAACCCUCGAGAGAUUGGUAUAUUAAUAGUGAACUCAAGCACUUUCAAUCCAACACCUUCUUUAUCCGCCAUGGUCGUCAACAAGUACAAGCUUAGAAGCAACAUCAAAAGCUUCAAUCUUGGCGGUAUGGGUUGUAGCGCCGGUGUCAUCGCUAUUGAUCUUGCUAAGGAUUUGUUACAACAACGUCGUAGUAACACUCUUGCUCUUGUGGUGAGCACUGAGAACAUUACUCAGAACUUUUACACUGGUAAUAACAAAUCUAUGUUGGUCUCAAACUGCUUGUUUCGGGUUGGUGGAGCUGCGGUUUUGCUCUCUAACAAAUCUAGAGACAAGAGACGAUCGAAGUACGAGCUUUUUCACACGGUGAGGACGCAUACCGGAGCUGAUGACAUGUCAUUUGGAUGUGUAAAACAAGUAGAUGAUUUGAGUGGCAAGACCGGAGUCUUUUUGUCCAAGGAGCUAACCGUUGCAGCCGGGAAAGCGGUUAAGCGAAACAUCGAAACUUUGGGUCCCAUUGUUCUUCCCGUAAGCGAGAAGCUUCUGUUUCUUGCAACUUACGUCGCUAAGAAGGUUUUUAACCCAAAGAUAAAGAAUUACACACCAGAUUUCAAGCUUGCCUUUGAGCAUUUUUGUAUCCAUGCUGGUGGUAAAGGGCUGAUCGAUGAGCUUGAAAAGAGUUUGCAGCUUUCGGAGAAAGACGUAGAGCCAUCAAGAAUGACACUGCAUAGAUUUGGAAAUACUUCUUCGAGCUCUAUAUGGUACGAGUUGGCUUAUGUAGAGGCUAAAGGAAGGAUGAAGAAAGGAGACAGAGUUUGGCAGCUUGCUUUAGGGUCUGGUUUUAAGUGUAAUAGUGCGGUUUGGGUUGCCCUAAACCAUGUUAAGCCUUCGGUUAACAAUCCUUGGGAAGAUUGUGUGGAUAGGUAUCCGGUUAUGACGGAUAAAUGA